Molecule: messenger RNA, 2272 nt
Organism: Patiria miniata (bat star)
Lineage: Eukaryota; Metazoa; Echinodermata; Asteroidea; Valvatida; Asterinidae
Product: beta-1,3-glucan-binding protein-like
Exons: 13
Coding region: 287-1834 (515 amino acids)
Biological process (GO): carbohydrate metabolic process
Molecular function (GO): carbohydrate binding; hydrolase activity, hydrolyzing O-glycosyl compounds
Source: RefSeq, a predicted model, not a curated record
CCAUUGACUUUUUUUUCGCGCUUCGCCAACACUUGCUCGUCACGGGGGCGUCUGAAAUUGUCAAAACAAUCUCGAAGACGAAAGCUUCUUAAUAAUUACAGGCUAAGAGACAAUCUUCAUUGAUCCUAUUAAUUUCGCUUUAUCGUCAUGUCGAUAAUGGAAUAAUUAUACAACAGAAAAUUUGUGACGUCAUCAUCAGGACUACAUUUAGUAUAUAAGUCAGGCCAGAUUGGGUGUUUUCGACAGUGACUCGUGAUUGGUGCUAAAAAGGUUUUUUUUUUCCAAGAUGGCCAGAUUUGUGUUUUUUCUGGUCGGCCUCGCCGUGCUGUGGGCCCAGGGCCUGGCAUACAGCAUACCGACACCCGAAAUCUCCCUACUCUCACCACAAGGCAUCCGCUUCGCUAUACCAACUAACCCUGGGAUCAGCCUGGUCGCCUUCCACUACAACAUUGACACACCGCUGUACAAGGUGGAUGCCGGACAGUACAAUGUCGACGUCACGUAUGCGUCAGGUGGGUACUGGGUCCACCAGAACACCGGGAUAUCUGUAGCGGGCAAGAACGUCUACUACUGGGUUCUGGUCGUGUAUAACGGCGGUGGCUACACGCUGACUGAACAGUCGUGGUCCGACGGAACUGCACCGGUGGUGACUCAAGCGCCGCCUGCGCCGGUAUCACCCACGACAUCCUCGGGAACAGUGACCAGCGCGCCCGGUGGUGGAUCUGGGGGCGGCGGUAGUGUGGCACCGGGAUGUUCCAGUUACCCGUGCGACGCAGCCUGCGACAUGACCGUCAUGCCGUGCAAUGGACUGCUCUUUGAAGACACCUUCGACACGUUCAAUCUGGAUGUGUGGGAGCACGAAAUCACGGCCGGUGGCGGCGGGAACUGGGAGUUUCAGUACUACACCAAUAACCGCUCCAACAGCUAUGUCAGAGACAACACACUGUUUCUGAAGCCGACAUUGACCUCUGACAAAUACAGUGAGUCGUUCAUCACAUCUGGAACCCUGGACCUUUGGGGUGCUGCACCCGCAGAUUUGUGCACAGGGAACGCCUACUACGGCUGCCAGCGGUCCGGCUCAUCGAGCAAUGCCGUCAACCCAGUGCAAUCGGCGCGUGUGAGAACCGUCGAUUCCUUCGCCUUCAAGUACGGCAGGAUCGAAGUGGAAGCCAAGAUGCCGACCGGUGACUGGCUCUGGCCUGCAAUAUGGCUUCUACCCAAGCGUAACUCGUACGGAGGCUGGCCCGCAUCGGGCGAGAUCGACAUGGUGGAGAGUAGAGGAAAUUUGAAUCUGUUUGACGAGAGCGGCGUGAAUGUCGGAGUCAAUCAGAUGGGAUCCACAAUGCAUUGGGGCCCGUACUGGCCGCUGAAUGCCUGGCCCAAAACACACGCCACCAAAAAUUUGGACAGUGGUCACUUUGGCAUGGGAUUCCACAAGUACGCGCUGGAGUGGACUUCAAGCGGAAUGAAGUUCUACGUUGACGAUGAGCUGCUUCUUGACGCGGAUCCUGGGGCCGAUGGAUUCUGGGAAUUCGGCGAGUUUGAGACUGUUCACCCUGGAAUAGACAACCCCUGGGUCGGCUCCAGCGCCAAGGUGGCGCCCUUCGACCAAGAAUUCUACAUCAUUCUCAACGUGGCCGUCGGAGGAACCAACUACUUUUCCGACAACCUGGUCAACACCGCCUACGACAAACCCUGGUUGAAUUCCUCUCCGACCGCUCUCCUUGAUUUCUGGAACGCUAAGGACCAAUGGUAUCCGACCUGGAACCCUACCGUCAACAAGGGCGAGGAUGCCGCCAUGCAAAUCAAGUCUGUUCGCGUCUGGGCCAUCUGAGGUCUCUAGACAAUUAUUUAAAACUUUUUAGCACUUUGUUGGAAGGCCUGUUAUUUGUAAAGAUUUUAUUUGGUUUUGUUAUUUUUAUCGAAACGGAUUUUAGUUUCCAAAAUGUUAUAAUUGAAAUGAACCUAGGAGCUGGUGUGAUCACGAGAAAUUCCUUGUUAAACAAAUAAACAAGGCGAUUCCUUGCACAAAAUGUGAUUUGAAAAAACGCUUUUGGUCAACUUAUUGACAGAUAAAAAGUGAUCUAAAAGCUCAGAAAACAUUUACAUAAUUUCAAUACUUCUUGGAAAAUUUUAAAAAAGUGGUUAAUACUUUUCUUUUUGUUAAGGCUAAAUGAAAUUAGCAAAUAUGUAUACACAUGUAUAUUGUUUCCAAAUCCAACCAAUUGAUAAACUUGUAUUAAGUUGAAAAUGAAUAAAAAACAAAAUUUAU